UAAUUAUUGUUAUUGAGAGAAACAAACGCAGUGAGUGACCGAAAAUUUAUUGUUCCAAGUUAGUUGAACUUGAAACCUACGACUUCGAUGUUUUCGUUUCAUUGUUAUCAUCGAAGCCACAUUGUCAAAAACCUCUUCUGUUCUUCUACAAUGUUCCAUUCCUUCUUCGUUUUCUCCAUCAUCUUCUAAGAACCUUCAUUCCCGAAAUCAUCUUCGAUCCAAUCGCCACCCAAAACCCUUAUAUUCACACCGACCCCUUUCACCAAAUUAACUUCCGAAUCAAUCAAAUCCCGUUUUUGAUUUGUGGGGUUGGUUCAAAAUGUCUUCUUUCACCACUAUCCCUUGUCCCAAAUGUCUCUCUUUUCAUCAUUUGGGUUUGAGUUCUCAGAACCCAUCACGCCGUAAUGUGCAGCUGGGGUUUAACAAAUCUCAGUCGUUUGGAUCUCUGAGUUGUGACGUGGUGUCAAAUGGGAUUCAGUGCCUCAAAAGGAAGCAGUUUUCUGUCUGGAAGUCUCAAGCACAUCCUAACGAGGCUGCUACCAUUGAAAAGUCUUCAAAUUCUGCACCUGUAUUGGUCAAUGAACCUAAUGAUGUUGCUUUACCAGAGGAGAAAGAUAACCAUAAUGGGAAACCCUCCGGUCCAACCACUUCCACGGAUGAAUCUUCAGUUUCCACAUUUAUGAAUAAAGUUUCCGAGCUUGUUAAACUUGUAGAUUCGAGAGAUAUUGUGGAGCUGGAACUUAAGCAAGCUGGGUAUGAGCUCACGAUAAGGAAAAAGGAAGCUUUGCAGCCUCCACCGGUGGCGGCACAACAAUCGUUUUCCUAUCCAGCAUAUCCUUAUCAUCAAGCACCGCCACCGCCACCGCCACCAUCUGUUGCUACUUCUGCUCCUGCAAGUGCUCCACCUGCAAAAGCCACUCUGGCUUUGCCUACAAAAUCUAGUGCAUCAUCUCAUCCACAGAUUAAAUGUCCAAUGGCAGGAACUUUCUAUCGUUGUCCUGCGCCUGGUGAACCACCAUUUGUCAAGGUGGGAGAUAAAGUUCAGAAAGGGCAGGUUGUUUGCAUCAUUGAGGCUAUGAAAUUGAUGAAUGAAAUUGAAGCUGAUCAAACAGGAACAAUAGUUGAUAUUCUGGUAGAAGACGGGAAACCAGUCAGUGUAGACCUGCCUCUUUUUGCAAUUGAACCAUGAGGAGCACCAGAAGAAGGGCCCGCCCUUACAUCGUAGUUCUUGGAUAAACAAGACUGUGAUAAAUAUUUGUUGCGCAAUAAUAUUUGUUCGGGUUUAGAAGAUUAUUAUAUUUAUUUAAAUAGAGACGUUUCAAGACAUAAAUGCCAUGGCAUAUCAGAAGGAGUGUUAGAGUUUGUAGUUCUAAACAGUUUUAAUAAUAUUUUUGUCUCUUAAGUUUUAUAACAUUAGAUUUCCUAUUCUAGUA
Molecule: messenger RNA, 1433 nt
Organism: Lathyrus oleraceus (garden pea)
Lineage: Eukaryota; Viridiplantae; Streptophyta; Magnoliopsida; Fabales; Fabaceae
Product: biotin carboxyl carrier protein of acetyl-CoA carboxylase, chloroplastic
Exons: 7
Coding region: 320-1189 (289 amino acids)
Biological process (GO): fatty acid biosynthetic process
Cellular component (GO): chloroplast; acetyl-CoA carboxylase complex
Molecular function (GO): acetyl-CoA carboxylase activity
Source: RefSeq, a predicted model, not a curated record